This is a messenger RNA of Bursaphelenchus xylophilus (pine wood nematode), 604 nucleotides long. NCBI's taxonomy places the organism in Eukaryota, Metazoa, Nematoda, Chromadorea, Rhabditida, Aphelenchoididae. The record is from the annotation of a GenBank genome assembly.
AUGCCGUUGCCAGCCCCAGUUCAGAAGUUUAUUGACGAUGUCGACAAGACUCUUCAUCAACCCAACAAGGCCACUCAAGUCCUGGAGACUCUCGAGCAAAAGACUGGUGUCAAGAGACUUCACAUUGUUGGAGGUUUGUCGUUCUUGUCAUUUGAUUAGUAUUUAGUAAAUUUUAUCAACAACUGUCCUUUUAUUUGUAGGUAUUGCCGCGCUUCACGCCCUUUAUCUUCUGUUCGGUCACUUUGCUGCAUUGGUAUGCAACUUUAUCGGCUUCCUGUACCCGGCCUAUGUUUCCAUCACGGCCAUCGAGUCCAUUACCAAGGAUGAUGACACCCAAUGGCUGACCUACUGGGUCGUGUUUGCCCUCUUCAACGUGCUCGAAUUCUUCUCCCACAGCAUCACCUACUAUUUCCCAUUCUAUUGGCUCCUGAAGUGCGCCUUCCUCCUCUGGCUAUACCUCCCCAUGACUCUCGGUGCCCACCAAUUGUACCUGCGAUGCAUUCGCCCAUUCCACCAAAAGCACCACACCAACAUCGAUGGAGCCCUCAAGAACGCCGGUGACCGUGCCCGCGAUGCCUACAAUGAACACUUCAAGCCUCAAUAG